Molecule: messenger RNA, 4899 nt
Organism: Ilyonectria robusta
Lineage: Eukaryota; Fungi; Ascomycota; Sordariomycetes; Hypocreales; Nectriaceae
Exons: 3
Coding region: 369-4469 (1366 amino acids)
Source: RefSeq, a predicted model, not a curated record
CCCCAGUAGUCCAGUAGUCCAGUACCUAAGGUACCUACCUACCUUAACCAAGUUCCCGCCCAAACGUCAGCUCGUCAUUCCAUCCUCAAUCCUGUUGCAUAUCUUGUCUUCUCCUCGUCAGACGCCUUUGUCGACUUUCCCUCCGCACCAAUACCGAUACCGCACACACCAGACAGCCCGCCACCGUCUUCUACGCUCCGGCUGCCCACUGCGACUCCCUAUCGCCUGCUGUUGGUCAUGAGCCAGGGCGCGUACCGACCGUUUGGGCAUCAUCUCGCGUCCUGAGCAACCCCACCAUCUCCGUUUCCCACCGUCGCCGACACAACUUCGACAUUGAAAUCGACAUCGACCCUGAAAUCGGCAUCGCCAUGUCGACAGCAUCUCGCAGCUCCUGGCAUGGCCGCCGUGCCAACAGCAGCAAAGAUGCUGGCAGAGCCCGCGCGACCUCGAGGGCCCAUCACAUCGUCGUUGAGCACGAAGAGGCCCGCAGCUUUGCCCUGCGCGCCGCCUAUCUACACUACCUGUUGCAGCCCAAGGCCAAGCGAAAGCAAUAUAUCCCGGCCCCCAAGCAGCCCGCCCGAACACACACCAGCGUCGGCGUCCUGGUCCAGGAAUACGUUUCUGGCUCCUCCUCCGGCCUGAAGCUGCCGCACAACUUCUCCGGCGCUCUGCUUGAGAGAGUAAGCGGUAUCCUCACGGGCAGCGAGCGCCUCCCUGGCUACAACGAUGCCGCCGUCAAGAGAACAUUUGCCGAAGCAUAUACUGCCUUCACUGAGCGCAACUUUCGCAAGACGAUUGACAAGGAGAGAAAGUUGGAACCUCUCAUCCUCAUGUUCUACACUGCCGCCACCAAGGCUGCCCAGAAAGGCGCCGUUGCCGGUGACGACUCCUGGAAGCUCAUCCCCGACCGACACCUCGCCCUGCUUGUACGCCUGAUUGCCACAAUUAUCCGAGACCACGGCCACGAUCGCGAUAAGCCUGAGCUCAUGUCCAGGCUCAAUUCACUGGAGAAGAAGCUCCUCACCAAUGAUCAGGAUUUGGUUGCCGAUGGCGCUGGCACUACAAUAGAAGUCGUCGUGCCCUUGAGCUAUGAUGUCAAGGACAUGCCCAUGGUCCAAGUUGUCGCCAGCAUCUUUGGCCUGAGCUUUUCUGAGGUACAGGCUGAGAUCAACGAGAAUCGACAAGUGUGGAACGAGGAGGCGGCGUUGAGGGACCUCAAGUCCUACCAGGCCAGGCUGAACUCAAACCUCCCCGGUGCACUCAGGAGCCAGGAUUUUGAUCUUGAGGAGUCAUUUCUUGAGUGGAAAGAAGCCGAGACACCCCACCUCUCUAAGAUGAUCCUCGACGUCAUAUUGGCGAAGCCAGAGUUGGCCAAGUCAUCAACUAGCCAUUUGGACAAGGCCUUGCCGAAUCGGCCCCAAUCCACUUAUGAUGAUCGAGCAUAUGCAGACCUUAGCCGUGCUCUUUCCAACUCUACUGAUGGCACUCUAGCCUUUGACCCGUCGCUUAACUUGGCAUCCCUAUCCCUCAAUGAUCCUAGCAUCAGAACUGUCGAGGAAGAUAUUUACACCUUCACGCCCCAGGAUCCCAGGGCCUUUUUCAAGUAUAUUCUCCAACAAGCCAUGUCCUUUGACCAGAUCCAUGCCGACCCAGACCUUGACUACCAACCCCUCUCUAAACCGUCCAUGGAUCUCUUGACCGAGCUCUGCGUGCGCUGGCGAGUCCCCCAAUUCUCGAGACUCAUUGUCCUACUUGAGGUGGCUGCCCGCAAAUUCGUGGAUCGGGAACUGGUUCCUGAGGAACUAGACGCCGUCUUCGACUUUAUCAAGGCGCCGCUUCCCGAAGUGAAGAAGCCUCCUCAUAUGCCUCAAUACACUACUCCUCUCCCUGAGAUUGACCCAAGCCGAUGGACUGUCCAUGAUUUUGCCGUCUAUCAGCACACACUCUCCAGCGUCCACGAGACCCUGCUACGCGAACUUUAUGACCUGAUGGAGAAGUGCUACGACUUGAAGCCACCACAGAUCGCCGCCGUUUUGUUUGUUUUGGAUCAGCACAUCAUGAACGACCCAUGCUUCUCACCGAGGGCCGAUGCUGCCUCUGAAUUUGCGGAGCAUCUCUCCCAAGCACUGCGGCAUAGGGCUGCGGAUGCAUAUCGCCAGUAUAUGGAGAAAGAAAUACCGGCGCACAGGGAAGAGUGGGACUUUGGCCAUGCGGUUAAGCUCGGCAAAACGGUCAUCAAGCUGUGUGAUAGGAUCAAGAAGCGAUACAAGAAGACUCCCGAGAUAAUGGGAGUGAACCCCUUGGCUAUCCUUGUCGAAGAGGUCUUCCCUAGUUUCGAAGAGGAUGCCGACGCCAUAAUCCAAACUAUCUUGCAGAGCGCUGCUGAGACACAGACUGAAAUCGACAUCCAAGAGGGCUUCGAGCUGUACAAGGAGUUGAUUGAAAUCCGUCGGAUUCACCAAGAGUCUCUCCCUGGACGGCCAUUUGCGUUUAACAUUGAGAAUCUCUUGGUUGACUUUGUGUGGCGCUGGAUUGGCGCUGCCGAAGCUAGAAUGGAGGAGUAUGUGGACCAAGCCAUCAAGCAGGACCAGUUCCAGGUCCGUACGGAGGGUCCUGAACAAACCCCCUUAGACUCGGAGCGUCACAGCGUGUCCAUUAUCGACAUGUUCAUGCUGUUCAACCAGACCAUUGAUCAGGUUGUCAAGCUGGAGUGGGAUAACGAGGAGCACAAUGCUCGGUUCAUGACGGCCCUCGCAAGGUCAUUCGCCACAGGCAUCGGAAAAUACUGCGAAGUGGUUGAUGGACGCUUUGCCAAAGAGAUGGACCGCCCGUCAGCCGAGGAAAUGGCAGCGCAAACCCAGUCUGCCCAGGAUAGGUGGAUGCAAUACGCCAAGGAUGCCUGGAACAACAAAGACCGGGUUGAGCCCUUUCAAUUCUACCCCGAGUCUUUUGUGAAGCUCAACAACAUCGAGUAUGCUAUGCAAGAGCUGGACAAGCUUGAAAGGACUAUGGAUCCGGACGCCUGCGCCGCCUUGCUGGAGAAGAUUGAUGGACCCAAGAAAAAGGUCCGCAGGCCAAACAAGUACACCUUCACGAUCAAGGUGGUGGAGGCCGAGGAUCUCAAAGCCUGCGAUCCCAACGGCUAUAGUGACCCUUACGUGGUCUUUGGCGAUGAGUACCAGAAACGCCUCCACAAGACGAGGAUUAUCUCGAAGAAUCUCAACCCGAGAUGGGACGAGACGUUUGACAUCACAGUCCAGGGACCCGUGAACAUGAUUGCAACCAUUUGGGACUAUGAUACAUUCGGUGACCACGACUACGUGGGUCGAACUUCGCUCAAGUUGGACCCUAUUCAUUUCAGCGACUAUCUGCCCCGAGAAUUCUGGCUGGAUCUGGAUUCUCAAGGUCGAUUGUUGAUCAGGGUCAGCAUGGAAGGCGAGCGAGACGACAUUCAGUUUCACUUUGGAAAGGCCUUCCGGCACCUCAAGCGCACCGAGAGAGACAUGGUCCGCAAGAUCACAGACAAGCUCACUUCUCAAAUUAAUGCUACGCUCUCAGUCGAAACGCUCCGACAUCUGCUUGGAACCGGAGGCAUUGGAGCAUCUGUCACGAGUUUGUGGAAGAAACGCGCGUCGACAGUGCCUGUGGCGACACCCACCCAGAUUGAGAGUGCACUGACUCCCUUGUUUGCGUACUUUGACGAGAACUUCGCCAUUAUGAAACAGACAUUGACGGAAGCGACAAUGAUUGCAGUCAUGACACGUCUGUGGAAGGAAGUCCUCAUGGUCAUUGAGUGGCUUCUAGUGCCACCACUGUCGGAGAAGCCCUCCCUGCAGCGGCCGCUCUCGCGCAAGGAACUUGAUGUAGUCUACCACUGGCUGGAGAUGCUGUUUGUGUUCUUCAACGCCAAGGAUGAGCACUCGGGAGAGCAGUUGGGAGUUCCGGCGGAGGUGCUCAAGUCGUCUAAGUGGCACGAGCUGGCUUCGCUAAACUUCUUCUACUUCGAGGAUACUAACAGUCUGAUUCGAGAGUCGGAACGAAUGGCGGCUGCCACGGCCCAGCGCGCGCAACAAGCCCUCCAGCAACAGAAUGCGCAGCAGAACCGCCUGUCGGCUCCGCCAACGUUUGGUGCAACGUUUGGCGGCGCAGGGGCAUUUGCCAGCAUGGGCACGAUCAGGCGAGGCAAGAGCAUCAUGAUGAGUCGCAACCUGGGUACGAUGCGCAAGGCUAAGGAGGCCAAGCGACGAGAGGCACAGGCGGACCCUAGUGAUGAUAUGAUCUUGCGGAUCCUGCGCAUGCGGCCCGAGGCGGCGAAUUACCUUAAGGAGAGGCAUCGCCAGAAGGAGCGGCAGGCGGCCACGGCGGCAGCGGCGCAGAUCGUGAAGAACAGCGUUACGCAGGGGUGGAAUGCCGGCGGGGCCCCGGCCUUUUCGGGCAACUUUGGACGGAACAACCUACCGCGGCGAUGAGAGCUGCUUGAAGCUGAACGAUAUGGAUUUGGAGAAGGCUUGGCACGGUGUUUGGAAUUGCUGAAUCAGAGGAGAAGGGGGACCAGACCAGCGGAGAUGGGUAGGGAAUUCGACAUGGACGGGAUAUUGCCCCUUGCUUCAAUGGCUUUUUUUUAGUGCCUGGCUGGAUGGAAAGGCACCAGAUACCCUCAUUCGUACAGGCAGCGAGGUGAUUGUGGUUGAUUAUUGUGGUCUCAUAGGCAGGAUGCGAGCAAAUUGGGAGCUGGAUGUACAGGUUGUAGUAUAAUCAGGGGGCUCCCGGGCAAGGAACGAUAGAGAUGACGGAGUCGCAGCGUUUUGUUAUGCACUGUAGUACAGUUUCAAUGUGAAGCGUUUCCCAGGUUUAGGCAUACAGGCAUCGGGAUGAUCUAGUGGCAAUCGAGAUGUAGCU